This is a messenger RNA of Exophiala mesophila, 1676 nucleotides long. RefSeq lists its product as uncharacterized. NCBI's taxonomy places the organism in Eukaryota, Fungi, Ascomycota, Eurotiomycetes, Chaetothyriales, Herpotrichiellaceae. Gene Ontology annotation, cellular component: lipid droplet; mitochondrial outer membrane; endoplasmic reticulum membrane. The coding region runs from base 171 to 1511 and encodes 446 amino acids. Gene Ontology annotation, biological process: ergosterol biosynthetic process. The record is from RefSeq and is a predicted model, not a curated record. Gene Ontology annotation, molecular function: 3-beta-hydroxysteroid 3-dehydrogenase (NADP+) activity. The transcript has 2 exons.
AUUUCCACAAUCCGAAUCGCGCCACCAAGAAACCAAAAACCGUGGUAGGGUUGGGAACCAGGGGCGAGCACGGGAGGCCAGUUAUCCUUCUACUUUUCAAUUGACAUGCUUCCUUGACACAAUAUGACUUGAAAUUCGGGGCUCUAUGACUCUCCGUCGGCCAUCCUACAAUGAAUCCACGCGAUCAAUACGUCUUGGUGACGGGCGCCAACAGUGGCCUCGGACUAGGUGUAUGCUGCCGACUCAUUGACGACUUCCUCUCGCAACGCAACGGCGAGGGGGAUUUGACGAUUAUUUUCACCACACGCAGUGCACGCAAAGGGAGCGAGACAUUAGCGACCUUACAGAACCAUCUAGCGCGAUCUCGCCGCUCGAGAAAAACCUCACGUCAAAUCCAUUUCCGUCCAGAGAACGUCGAGCUGACAAACCUGCUGUCCGUGCGGGCACUGGCUCGUCGCUUGCUGGCUUCAGACAUACCGUACUUAAACUCAAUUGUGCUCAACGCUGGUAUUGGCGGGUGGUCCGGCGUGAACUGGCCGGUGGUGAUUUGGAAGGUCAUGACGCAGAUCAGACAGGCAACGACAUGGCCGUCAUUCAAAAUCGGAGUGGCAGGAAUGGUCGCACCACGACAAAUACCAGGUGACCAGCCUGAACCACCUUUAGGAGCGGUCUUCUGUGCCAAUGUCUUCGGCCACUAUCUACUUGUGCACUGGGUGAUGGCACUACUUCGAGCCUGCUCGCCUGAUUCACCGGGCAAAAUCAUCUGGGUUUCAUCAAUCGAGCCUGAAGCUCAUCACUAUAACCCGGACGACCAUCAAGGUCUCACUACCGAUGCCGCCUACGAACACUCGAAACGCCUGACCGACGUCCUUGCCCUCACAGCUAAUGACACCCCAGCUACAGCAGCAUACGUCCAUGAAUUCUCCACAUCGCCAUCGCCAUCGCUGUCAGAGAAAGAAUCAGCUGGACGCGUCGCCAGACCUGACCUAUCGUCACCGAUAUUUCACUUGGCUCACCCAGGAAUCUGUACAACUGCGAUCAUCGCCCUCUACUGGAUUGUGUUUCAGGGCUAUAUACUAGGAAUCUACCUUGCUCGAUGGUGCGGGUCUCCAUGGGCCAAUGUGUCAAGCUACAACGGAGCAUUGAGUCUAUCGUGGCUAGCACUGGCCAGUGCUUCGGAUAUCGAGCUCGCCAAACAUGAUGCUACGGGUAGCGAUAAGGGAGAGAUCAAAUGGGGAUCUGCCACAUCGCGGCUGGGUUCCAACACCCUCCAUCCAACUGACGUCCAGGGCUGGGGUCUCAAUGGCUCAGGCCUGCCAUUCAAGGAUACUUGGUGGGCUGGGCACGUUGGACGUAAAUCAGGCGCCACUGAUGCAUCCAAGGAAGACGUUGAGCAGUUUAUUGCUUCUGGAGUCGGGAUUUGGAAGGAGAUGGAAUCAAUGAGAAAGGACUGGGAGGCGCGCAUUGAGGCUUACGAAGCUGAAGAGAAAAGCAAAAAUAAUGCGAAGUGAGGGUGCUGAAGAAGCUGUUCAGCACACAGAGACCCGUCACAAGCUACUGUAAAAUAAGUCUCAGUGAGGAUAGAUAUUUGGUAUACACAAUCGAUUUCAAUCCUUGGUGACAACCUGCUCCAGCUCUGGCUUUUCCUUAUCCUUGUCAUCAUCCUCUUCAUCGUC